Molecule: messenger RNA, 2045 nt
Organism: Neofelis nebulosa (Clouded leopard)
Lineage: Eukaryota; Metazoa; Chordata; Mammalia; Carnivora; Felidae
Gene: NMNAT3
Product: nicotinamide nucleotide adenylyltransferase 3
Exons: 5
Coding region: 258-974 (238 amino acids)
Biological process (GO): NAD+ biosynthetic process
Cellular component (GO): mitochondrion
Molecular function (GO): nicotinamide-nucleotide adenylyltransferase activity; nicotinate-nucleotide adenylyltransferase activity
Source: RefSeq, a predicted model, not a curated record
CUUUAGACCCGCCCUACCCCCGCGCGGGGGGCGGGCCGGGUCGCGCUCCGCUCUCCGCGUAGCUCCCAGGCCGCAGAGGGCCUUGCGCAGCGAGACCAGGCGUCGUCCCGCGCGGUCUUCGGGUGCAGGGCCGCGGGCGGGCCAAGCCGGAUACCCCAGUCCUUGGCAGUCCCCCGAGGCUCACAGAGUGCUUCUGCGGAGCCUCGCCGCACGCAGGCAGGGUGGCCACUGCCGUAGGUGUGGAGGUGCCUGACAAGAUGAAGAGUCGAAUCCCAGUGGUGCUCCUGGCCUGUGGCUCCUUCAAUCCCAUCACCAACAUGCACCUGCGCUUGUUUGAGGUGGCCAGAGACCACCUACACCAAACAGGAAUGUACAAGGUGAUCGGGGGCAUCAUCUCUCCUGUCAAUGACAACUACAGAAAGAAAGACCUCGUAGCUGCCCACCACCGGGUGGCCAUGGCCCGGCUGGCCCUGCAGACGUCCGACUGGAUCCGGGUGGACCCCUGGGAGAGUGAGCAGGCACAGUGGAUGGAGACGGUGAAGGUGCUGAGGCAUCAUCACAGUGAACUGCUCAGAUCUCUGCCCCAGACGGAAGGCCCGGACCAUGGCAGGGCUCACUCCUUGGCCCCGACAGCUGUGCCUGAGCUGAAACUCCUCUGCGGGGCAGAUAUCCUGAAGACCUUCCAGACCCCCAACCUCUGGAAAGAGGCACACAUCCAGGAAAUAGUGGAAAAGUUUGGCAUGGUGUGUGUGAGCCGGACAGGUCACAACCCAAAGGAAUACAUCUCAGGUUCAGCCAUCCUGCAGAGGUACCAGCACAACAUUCACCUGGUCAGGGAGCCCGUGCAGAACGAGCUCAGCUCCACGUACAUCAGGCGGGCCUUGAGCCAAGGGCAGAGCGUCAAGUACCUGCUCCCAGACGCUGUCAUCACCUACAUCAAGGAGCACAACCUCUACACCGGGGACAGUUCCUAGAAAGACAGCACCCAGAGGAAUGAAGGACAAGCUGGGGAGGGCCAACCACGCCUCCACGAAGCUCCUCCUGAGGAGAAGGCAGUCAAGGUCCUCGGCUGUUUUCUUUGUGGUGGUUGUUUUGCUUUUCCAUUUUCCUUUGUUUUAUGUAGACAAUGAUUUUCUUUCCGAGGAGUCUUCUGUCCCAGGAAGAGGAACAGGCGUCUACACAAGAACGGACGUUUAUCAAAGAAGUUAAAAGGGUGCGGCAGGUCAGGAGAACUAUACAAAAGCUCUCAAAACCUCUCGCUGCGGAGGUCUUCUUAUUUGGUUAAGUGGUGACUCUGCCGUGCACACAGAUGAAGGCAGUUCUGCACGAGGCACGGGCCCCUGAGGGUCGGAUCAGAAUUGCCCACACUCAUUUUUUAACUAGGACCAGGUGCAGCAUGCUGGUCUUGAUUGGAGAGACUUGACAGGAUGCUAAUUACCAAACAGUGGGCUUUGUCGAUGCCUUGUUGCAACAAAACAAUACUAAUUGAGGAGUCAAACAUUUGGAAGCAGCACUUUGCUGAUUCACUUUGAAUCUUCCCUUAAGAGCCACCGGCUGCCUGCCUAGGCUGUAGAUAAAAUUUAAACUAAAAUCUUUCUAAGUAGUAACCCUCAAACAAUAUUUUUGAUACAGUGGAUAUUUUUAACAUGACUUUUUAAAUCAAUGCCAGGGCUCCUGAUUUCCAAGUUUCUAAAAAGGAAUGGAGGUGGGGCGCCUGGGUGGCUCAGUCGGUUAAGCGUCCGACUUCAACUCAGGUCACGAUCUCGCGGUCUGUGAGUUCGAGCCCCGCGUCGGGCUCUGGGCUGACGGCUCAGAGCCUGGAGCCUGUUUCGGAUUCUGUGUCUCCCUCUCUCUGACCCUCCCCCGUUCAUGCUCUGUCUCUCUCUGUCUCAAAAAUAAAUAAGCGUUAAAAACAUUUUUUUUUAAAGGGAUGGAGGUAAAACAGAUGCCUUGACUAUUUUAAAGGAUCUUUUUGAAUGUUUUAUGACUACCUGCCUGUUUGAAUAUUGGCAAAGGGAUAAAUAAUAAAUUGACAUCAAAAAAUA